Messenger RNA from Varroa destructor (honeybee mite), 632 nucleotides. RefSeq lists its product as uncharacterized. Lineage: Eukaryota; Metazoa; Arthropoda; Arachnida; Mesostigmata; Varroidae. The record is from RefSeq and is a predicted model, not a curated record.
GUCGAGUCAGCGUAUAUAAGUCCAGCAAUAUCCCCAUUGUGUCAUAGUUCCAUUGAACAUCAACUCAAUCAUUUAACAUGUUCGCUAGGCUCGCCGUCGUUGCCCUCGCUGUGGCUGGAGCCCACGCUGGCAGUCUUGGGUACGGUCUUGCUGCUCCCGCCUACGGGGCUGCCAUCGCUGCCCCCGUUUACGGAGGAGCUAUCGCUGCUCCCGCCUAUGCUCCUGCCGCCUAUGGCUACGGAGCUGCUCUUGCCGCCCCUAUUGCUAAGGUGGCUGCCGCCCCUGUCGUUGCGUCGUCUUACGCCACCGUGACCAAACACGUCGCUGCCCCCGUUGCCUAUGCCGCCCCCAUCGCUAAGGUCGCCGCUGCCCCCGUUGCCUAUGCCGCCCCCAUCGCAAAGGUCGCCGCUGCUCCCGUUCUGGCUGCCCCAGCCUAUGGAGCUGCCAUUGCUGCCCCUGCCGCCUACGGUCUUGGCUACGGAUCUGCUAUUGCCGCUCCCGCUUACGGCCUCGGAUACGGAAAGGCUCUUUACUAAAUUACCUAUUAACUAAUUUCGAGAUCAUAAUGUAAAUUAAGUUCAAUGAAGAUUGUUGUACCCAAUAAAAUUACGAAUUGGGUAGUAUCAAUGUGA